Molecule: messenger RNA, 3575 nt
Organism: Humulus lupulus (European hop)
Lineage: Eukaryota; Viridiplantae; Streptophyta; Magnoliopsida; Rosales; Cannabaceae
Product: protein ALTERED PHOSPHATE STARVATION RESPONSE 1
Exons: 5
Coding region: 1291-3252 (653 amino acids)
Source: RefSeq, a predicted model, not a curated record
AGUUUUUUAUUUAUUUUUUUCAAAUUGCUAAAAUGCACUACUGUUCGUGCUAAAAUGCGCCAGCCAGUACUCAACUAAACGUCUUUUUCUAUUAUGUCACGUGGUAGUCAAAGAACCACUUUAAUGGUGUCCUGGCUUAAGCAAAACAUGCUCUAAUAACUUGCUUAGUUAAGAAGUAAUAUGAAAUAUAAUGUUCAACAACCAAUAAAGUAAUGUGAUAAUGUUGGUCUUUUUUUUUUGGUUCCUUAACUAAGAAUGUAAAUAGAGUAAUAAAGCCAAAGCUAAGAGGUUCUGUCUGUCAUGAGUGUAAAGAAUGUAUAAAAUUAUGUAAUGGGUAUGUGUUAAAAUGUACUAAUUUUGGCUUUGGAUGCUUCUUUCGCUAUUGGGUCUCGAGUCUCGUGCUUGAGCUUUUACUACCUUUUUUCUGGGUUUUUGGUGUUUUUUUAAUAUGUAAAAAGCAUGAGAUAAAAACAGGGUUUUGUGGGGUUUUCUUCUUAAAGAUUUGAUCUUUGGAACAAAAAAAAUCUCAUCUUUAAUGUAGUACUACCAGUUCUUGCCUGUUUUCUGACAGUUUCUAAUUCAGGACCCCUGCUUCUUGUCUUUUUGUUUUCCUAAAGCUAAAAUUCAUAGAAUCCUCUUAGUAACUGUUGUUGACUUUUAGCUUUUGGUUUGAAUUUAAAAAUGCUAGCUUUGAACUCUGUUAGAGAUUCUGAACAUAGUGUUUUUAUUUGGUGAUCUUUUCUCUGUAUCUCUCUGGAGCCUGCCUGAGAUUUUGGACUGUGAGCUCUUCUGUUAUGGGAAAUUCAGGAUUUGGAGGUAAGGUAUGGGUUUGAUUAUCCCUUUAGGCAUGUGUAACUAGGGAUAUUUGGAGGAACUAACCCAUUCAUUUGGAACUUCUUGGGUUUUAUUGGUACGUUUUUUUGAACUGGAGCUGGGCAUUUUUGUUUUCUUCACUUUUCUCAGUUUACUGGAUUUAUUUGUUUUCUUUAAAUUCCUUGAGUAACGAUAGGAGAUCAACAAAAGUUGAGCUAGUGAGAAUUGAAAACUUAAAGCAGUUGUUUUGGCACGUUUUUUGGGGGCAUUUUGGUUUUUGAGGAAAGAAUUGAAGAUUAAAGAGUGUACAAUAGGAGAUUUUUUAGCACAGUUUUCUCCUAAUAUGAUAGUCAUUUAUACUUAAUGGUAUCCAAAAGUUGAUAUUCAUUGUGAUCUGAUUAGACUUUGGUGUUGGUAUUGACCUUACUUGGAUAGUGAUAAGCAAAUUUGGCAAGUCAAAACAGAAUAGAGAAGAAAAUGGGUUGUGUUGCCUCUAGGUUUGACAAGGAUGAGAGGGUUCAGAUUUGCAAGCAGAGAAAGAGGUUAAUGAAACAGUUAGUGGGGUUUAGAGGAGAAUUUGCAGAUGCCCAAUUGGCUUAUUUAAAGGCAUUGAAGAACACUGGUGUAACCCUGAGACAAUUCACAGAAUCUGAAUCAUUGGAGAUUGAAAAUACCACUGAAGGCCUGCCAUUGCCACCCUCACCACCACCUCCACCACCACCACCACCACCACCACCACCACCACCACCACCACCUCCUCCGGUGGAAGAAACUGAUGAAGAGGAAAUAAAAAAGAAUGAGUAUGAUACCAUGCAAUUUCCUCCGAUCAUAAGCUCGUCGUUGGAUUGGGACCCUUUUUGUUCUACUUCACCAUUUUAUUGGGGAAAUGAAGAAAUGAUGGAACCAGUAGAUGAGGAAAACUGGGCAGAGACUAAGACAGAUUUUGAGGAAGAUGAACCAGAAGAGAAAGCUUCUACUGCAGAUGUUGUUGCUACUGAAGCACUUCCUAAUAAACUACAAACUGCAGGGUCUGUUGAUGAUAACUCAUCUACAAUGAGCUGGUGUGAUAAAGAUACAGCAGAUGGGACCACUGUAUUUUUUAGAAGCAAGAAGUCCUUAGAGGAUUUAGCCAAGGAAUUGGAUGACUAUUUCUUGAAAGCAUCAGCUGGUGUAAAAGAAAUCACUGUUCUUAUGGACAUAAAUGGAAGUGAUAUGUUUCUGCCUCACAAUUUCAAAGAGAACAAGAGGAAAGGUUCCAAUACUGCAAAGGUCUUUAGUGCAUUGUCAUGGAGUUGGUCAUCAAGGUCACUUCAGUUUACAAAGGAUUCUGUUGAUUCUGUUAGUUCUAAUGAACCAUGCAGGCCUGGAGCUCACUGUGUCACACUUAAAAAGUUACACGAUGAAGAACAAAAACUUUACAAGGCAGUCAAGGAGGAAGUGAUAACAAAGUUAGAGCUUGAAAAGAAAUCCUCAUUACUGCAAAAACAAGAGGCUGAAAACUAUGAUUGGGAAAAGACAGAUAAAACUCGGCAGAGCGUUGGGAGUCUGGAGGCUGAUAUCUCACAUCUCCAACAGACAAUAAGUAGGACUUGUGCUUCUAUAUUGCAUCUCAUUGAUGACGAGUUGUAUCCUCAAUUGGUUGCAAUAACUUCCGGGUUGUUACAGAUGUGGAGAACAAUGUAUGAGAGUCAUGAAGCUCAGUACCGUAAAUCACAACUAUUGAAGCAUUUAGGGGACAAUCAAAAGAUGGAUCCGAGUACUGCUAACCAUCGCCAAGCUGCAGUUCAGCUUGAAACUGAGGUCAUUUGUUGGUAUAACAACUUCAGCAGAGUUGUAAACUUUCAACGGGAGUAUGUGAGAACUCUCUGUAGGUGGAUCAAACUCAUUAACAGUAUUGUAGAUGAUCAUCGAAAGAGCCUUCACUUGUCUGCGGUUCAAAGCCUGUGUGAUCAAUGGCAACUUGCUGUAGAUAGAUUGCCUGACAAGGCAACCUCAGAGGCCAUUAAGGGUCUUUGCUCAGCUAUCCACUCGAUAGUCCUCCAACAAGAAGAGGAGCACAAUUUGCAGAGAAAAUUUGAAAAAAUAGAUAGAAGGUUUCAGAAGGAAAUGGACUCGCGGGAUGAGUUGUUGAGCAAACUUCAGGGUAGCUUCGAGGGCGAAGACAUACUCUCGAAUUUGAGCCCCAAACAUCCUUUGACACUCAAGGAUGCCAAAAUAGAAGCCUUAAAGAAGCAAUUGGAAAAUGAAAAGACUCAAUAUGACAAUUCUGUGCAGGCAACCAAAGCCAUGACUUUAAAUAGCCUGAAAACAAGUCUCCCAAAUGUAUUCAAAACACUUGUGGAUUUCUCUUGGGGCAAUGUUGAGGCUAUUGAGGCUUGUUUUAGCCAUAUUAAACCAGAAGAUUCCUGUGAUGCUGAAUUGGAAAGCACUGAAAGUUGAACCUUGAGAAAAUGCUGAUCCUGGUGUUUGGGUUAUUAUGCAUGCAAGUUUUGUUUUUGGUAAUAUGGGGGAUGUAGGCAUCUUUUCUGUUUGUUUAUAUUAGCAGAUAUAGCUGAGUUGUUCAUAACUAAUCUUGUGAAUCUUGAUUUUACCCUUCUAGGCAACAGUUCUGUGCUUGAGUUUUUUAUUCUAUGUUCUGAAAAUUCUAAAGUUUCAACAAUGGCAAGGCAAAAUUAUUGUUCAGAACCUGUUUAUCCAAGUACUUGUACAGUGGAUGAUAUGUUGUGUGUAUAGUAAAAGAUGAAAAUGAAUUUGGUUAGUUA